Molecule: messenger RNA, 330 nt
Organism: Tupaia belangeri chinensis (Chinese tree shrew)
Lineage: Eukaryota; Metazoa; Chordata; Mammalia; Scandentia; Tupaiidae
Product: 60S acidic ribosomal protein P1
Exons: 1
Coding region: 1-330 (109 amino acids)
Biological process (GO): translational elongation; cytoplasmic translation
Cellular component (GO): ribosome; cytosolic large ribosomal subunit
Molecular function (GO): ribonucleoprotein complex binding; protein kinase activator activity; structural constituent of ribosome
Source: RefSeq, a predicted model, not a curated record
AUGGCUUCCGUUUCCAAGCUCACCUGCAUCUACUCAGCCUUCAUCCUUCACGACGACGAGGAUAAGAUCAAUGCCCUCACUAAAGCAGCUAGUGUAAAUGUGGAACCUUUCCAGCCUGGCUUGUUUGCGAAGGCCCUGGCCAAUGUCAACAUCGGGAGCCUCAUCUGCAGCAUAGGGGCAGAUGAACCUGCACCAGCAGCUGGGGCUGCACCUGCUAGAGGUCCAGCCCCCACAGCUGCUGCAGCCCCAGCUGAAGAGAAGAAAGUAGGAGCACAGAAAGAAAAAUCUGAAGAAUCGAAUGAUGACAUAGGCUUCGAUCUUUUUGACUAA